This is a messenger RNA of Acanthopagrus latus (yellowfin seabream), 2912 nucleotides long. RefSeq names its product BAR/IMD domain containing adaptor protein 2 like 1a (gene baiap2l1a). Bases 223 to 1653 code for a protein of 476 amino acids. The transcript has 14 exons. Gene Ontology annotation, molecular function: protein binding. The record is from RefSeq and is a predicted model, not a curated record. Gene Ontology annotation, cellular component: cytosol; nucleoplasm. Lineage: Eukaryota; Metazoa; Chordata; Actinopteri; Spariformes; Sparidae. Gene Ontology annotation, biological process: actin filament bundle assembly; plasma membrane organization; positive regulation of actin filament polymerization.
AGUCAGUCAGUGCGUGAGCCGUCGGCCGCUGUGCGUCUCCCUCACCACAGGCGCGGAGUGAGCGAGGGUGCGGACACAAGGAGCGGGAGCGUCUGCGGGGAUUUAUUGAUCCGGAGCGACUGAGACACCUGGAUUUAACUGCUGCUGCGUGUUUUUUGUUGUUCAUCUUUUAUUUGAAUUCCUUUGACUUUCUGGGCUUGAGCGAACCGAACCUGCCAAACCAUGUCUGGGGCUCCGGAGGAUGUGAGCAAGCUUACCGAAAACACAUACAAGAUUGUGAUGGACCAGCUCAACCCGGGCCUGAGGAACCUGGUCAACCUGGGGAAGAGCUAUGAGAAAUCGGUCACAGCGAUGACUCUCUCCGGGAAGGCCUACUUCGACGCCGUCUCGAAGGUCGGAGAGAACGCGAUCGUGUCUCCCGUCUCCAGAGAGCUCGGUGUGGUUCUGAUGGAGAUCGCAGAGGCCCACAGAAAGGUCCACAAUGAACUGGAAGAGAAUUUCAAGAGGUUCCACAGAGACGUUAUUAUCGAGCUGGAGAAGAAGACAGAGAUGGAUGUUAAAUACAUGAAUGCCACCUUCAAGCGCUAUCAGUCCGAGCACAAGCUGAAGCAGGACUCCCUGGAGCGCUCAAAGACGGACCUGAAGAAGCUCAGGAGAAAAAGCCAGGGGAAGCACUCGUCCAAGUACGAGAUCAAGGAGAACGAGUACAUGGAGACCAUCUCGACGCGCCAGAUGGACAUGCAGAAGUUCAUCGCUGACGGCUGCAGAGAGGCCCUGCUGGAGGAGAAGAGGCGCUUCUGUUUCCUGGCGGACAAACACUGCAUGUUCUCCUAUCAAAUUUGCAACUUCCAUGAGAAGGCCAAGGAGAUGCUGUCCAUGAAGCUCCCCAGCUGGCAGGAAAAGUGCAGCGACAUCACGAAGGUGCCGGACACGGUGAUGACCAUGAUAGAGGAGCUGUCCACCACUCCGGAGCAGUCGCCGGAGGUUGAACGCUACAACAGGAACAACGUGGAGCCUCCUCCAGCACCGGCGCUAAAGGCACAGAUCAGUCCGCUGGCCAACAUGUUCAACCCAGAGCCAAGAUCUCCACUCACCUCCUCUUCAGACCACAACUCAGACCAGGGCAGCAUGGGAGAGGGCAAUCUGUCCCGCUCAACAUCCCAGUCGUCUGGCCUCAACGUGGUCAGGAAGACCCGGGUCAUUACCAUCUUUCCCCACACGGCGGGCAACAACCACACACUCCUCAGCUUCGACCACGGUGACAUCAUCAGCCUGCUCAUCCAAGAAGAGAAGGACGGCUGGCUGUACGGGGAGCUGGAGAGGACACAGCAACGGGGCUGGUUUCCCUCGUCUUACUGCAGACCUUUCAACGAGACAAUGAUCUCAAACAGCAGCAAUCUGGGCACGCCGGUGCGUCAACUGAGCCUGACCAGUCUGCCUGAGCCGGAGGACGAGGAGGGGCCGGUGCUGCUGCCACCACCGGACUACAGCGACGACUCCAGACCGGUGGUCCCCUCAAUGCUCUCGCCACACAACACAGUUUCUUUAGUCAAUGGGACUGCAAAGGCUCCCUUUCUUGGAGGAGGGAAUCCGUUUGCGACCGUCAAGCUGAGGCCGACUGUCACGAAUGACAGAUCGGCGCCAGUCAUCUAACGCCAAGGAGGAGGGUUUUCACCGCUGUCAUGCCUUCAGGGGAAUCGUGCGACAUGUGACCCCUGCAACACACUGAAUAUCGCCCCAACUGGACAUCUCACCAGCCUGCAUGCUAGUCUCUCUCAGUACCAGUCUGCUCUAUCAAAGGGAUCCAUUGUUUCUCGGCGUGUUUUACUGUGCCUCUGUGUGUUCUAUGUAAGCCACAACAGUGAAAUGUUGCAUAAUGAUUACACGGAGGGAAUCUGAAAAGGUUUGCUGCACAAAGAAAAUAUUUUGUGUUUGAGUCUGUGUUAAAGUAAUAAGUCAUCCCCAAAAUGAAAAUUUAGAGUUUGUCUCAUCACUGAAAGUUGUUACUGAAUUGACGCGCGCCACUGUGUUUCCAGUGGCUGCUUCACAAUAAAAGCCACCACGUGUUUCGAAAGUUGAGCACACUUAAUUUGAAGCAGUGAAGCAGUGGGUUAAUACAGAUAACACAUGACAAAUUCAUACUCAAAACAAAUGGGGGGCAACAUAUCACCAGAGUAAUCGCUAACUGCUGCUAACUAGAGUGUCCGCUAGCCAGUAAGCUCAGUUAGCCGUGCAUCUGUGGUCCAGACUGGGACUUUGGAGCACCGGAGGAGUGUUGGAGUCUACUAGCAGAGGAGCUUUGGGGUUAGCAUGCUAACUUUAGAGGAUAGCUCUGCAACACAAUACAGUGACUUCAGGAAAUAAAUCAGGAAAUAAAUAAAAGUAGCAAAGACAUUUUAUUGUCAGUCUUCUUCCAAAGUACUCUUGGGAACUUUAUACUUAACUAAAGUGUUUGGUAGACCAAUGAUUGCAGAUCUUCUAAAAAGAAAUGUCCUACCUGUUUAGCCCUUUGAGUAUAAAACACAUGCAUUAUGUGACAUUUGAGGGACAUUUUAUGCUGACAUGUGCUGUAAUGCCUUCUGCUUUGUAAUACCUGGCUGAGAGAAAGCUGUUGAUGCUCAUCGUGUGUCUGAUGGUCCCGCCAAUUCUCGUUUCUUUGGACGCUUACAGUGAGACAACACCUGAAUCUUCAUUUUGGGGUGAACUGUUCCUUUAAGAUUGCUCAGACGGUGUCAUAAGGUCUUUUUCAGGCCCAUCUGUGCUGCAGCCAGUGCAGUGUUUGAAUACCGAAUGAAGAGCUCCAGAUGUAAACAAUAGUGACCUGAUGCUGAUGGGAAAAGCCCGGCACCCAGGCUGUCUUCCUGACUUGCUACGAAAAAAUAUAUAUAUAUUGUCAUUUCUAUUUUUAUUAA